UUUAAAGUCGGGGCAAGACGCCUCCUCACCUGCGUCGUCGCCGCCGCUGUCGGGCCGGCGGCGAGUGUGUCUGGGGGACUCGCGGCCUGUGUUUCGGGGUGCGGUUGGCGUUGUGCGCGGGGCGCCAUGGCGGCGGCGGCGGAAGCCCCCCGGGCUGCCCUGGCGGCGCGGCGCGGCUGCGGGGCCGCCGGGGAGCCGGGCCCGCCGCCCGUGCUCAUCCUCAGCCACUUCUGCCCGCGGCCCUUCGUGUGCUUCGGGGCCCUGCGGCCCGGCGCCUCCCGGGCGCUGCCGCUCGCCGUGCUCAACCCCAACGCCGAGCCGGCCGCCGUGGCGCUGCCCCCGGGGCCCGCCGCCGAGCGCGGCUUCCUGGUCCGGCCGCGCGCCUUCCGGCUGCAGCCGAAAGAAAAGAUCGUCAUAUCUGUGAUCUGGACGCCAGUGAAAGAAGGCCGAGUCCGAGAGGUCCUGACGUUUGUUGUCAAUGACAUUCUGAAGCACGAGGUCAUACUGCUAGGAAACGCCGAGGAGCCCAGAAAGAAAAAGAGGAGUCUUUGGGACACCAUUAAGAAGAAAAAAGCUUCGGCCUCCUCAGGCCACAAGAAAAGGAUUCCGAAUAUUCCGAGUGUGAACCAGACGUUCAGCGUCCUGCCCAAAGCAGACAGAGUCAGGAGCCCCCUCCAGGCCUGUGAAAACCUGGGUGCGAACGAAGGCUGUGCCCCAGCAGCCAGCGGUUCUCUCCUCCUCCAGGAGAACAGAAUACCCAUCUCGCCCAUCAGCCCCGCUCUGGAGGAAUGCCGCGGGGACGCGUGCCUGCCCCUGUGCGUCCGGCGGUCCACCACCUACACGGCGCUCCAGGCACCUGGCAGCGGGCAGCUGUGGGCACUGGGAGGUGCCCCCGUGUGCCAGGAGUUCACCGAGAACGUCACGCUGGAAAGUUCCGUGGACUCCUUGACGGAUGAUGUCAACGGACCCAUGGAAGAGGCCGGUAAACGCUUUCUCACCCCAAGCUGCCCUUCCACGUGGGGCGUUCACCGGAGCCACGGGGACUGUCUGAGCCCCGGUUCCUUUCUGAGGAGCAGCCACGGGGCCGGCGAUAAACCGGCGCCGGCGACGUGCGUCUCCCCGGACGUGUUUCCGAAAGCGGGUUCGAGGCCCAGGCCCGUGGAACCAGACACCAUCCAUGGCACGUAUCAGGCCAUUUUAAGUCCCGAUUCCUUCCUCAAGGACAAUUACGGGCUAAGCCAGAAGCUGGAAGCGGAGCCCGUGAACCUGUUUGUGUCCCCAAACCAGUUUGUCCGAGAGAACAUGCCACAUUUAUGUGUAGCUCAGCCAACGUGUCAGUUGUCGCCGCUCUCCAAAGAGAAUUCUCAGGCCCCGCCGUCUCCCCCGGGGCAGAAAGAAAGUGAAGAUUUACCGCCUAUUCCUGGAAGCCGGGGCUCGAACUCUCCAGAAGCUGUCUUCGAAGAACCCGCGGCUUUGGAAGCGAUGCCGGAUGGUUCCGGUUUCACAGAACAGAAGCGGCCCUGGCUGCCCGCAGCCCAAACUGCCGCCGGACCGCACCCCGGGGCCCAGCCCCCGCGCCGCCCCAUCCUCUCGGCCACGGUCACGAAGCCGAGGCCGCCGGGGCCCCGGGCGCACGCGGGCACCAGCGCCCCGAGGGCCAGGCGGUGCCUCCGCGGCGCUGUCGGCGGCUGUGGGAGCCCCGCGGACGACCCCGAGGGAGACGGCGCCCUUCGCCCCCCGCUCCCGGUCAUCGAUCCCGCCGGGAGCAGCUCUCUGGGGAGCGGAAGAGCCCCCCGCUCCCCCCAGAGCGCCCUCACGGCGGCGCGGAAGAGGAAGAGCGGGGGCAGCGGCGAGGACGCGCGCGGGCCGCCGGCUGGCCCCCCAGAGGGACGGGAGAGCAAGAGGACCCACCUCUGUCCCCCGGAGCCCCGGACCUCCACCGCCAGGAAGACCAGAGCGCCGGGGACGCCCGGCCCGCAGCGUCCGGGCAGCGGGAGGAGGUCACUCCCCAGGACGAGGGCCGAUUCUUUAGUUUUCAAAACUCCUAAACCUAAAACACACAGACGGACACCACGCAUGGUUCCUGUGGCCCAGGCUAGUCUGACCUUCAUUAAACGCUUGAAAACAGACGUCCCCCGGCACCCGAUGCCCUUCGCCGCCAAGAACGUGUUCUAUGACGAGCGCUGGAAGGAGAAGCAGCAGCUGGCCCUCACGUGGUGGCUCAACUUCCUCCUGACGCCGGACGACCUGGCCGUGAGGACGCAGGUCCCGGAGGUGAACGCCGCCACGCUGCUCCUGGGCGCCGAGAGCCACCACAAGCCGAGCGUGGCCCGCGCGCCCACCAAGGAGGAGGUGUCGCUGCGGGCGUACACGGCCCGGCGCCGGCUGAACCGCCUGCGGCACGCGGCCUGCCGCCUGUUCACGGCGGACGGCAUGGUGCAGGCCAUCAGGAAGCUGGAGGGGGAGAUCGCAGCCCGGCGGCUGGCGGUCCGGAGGGACAGGCGGCUCUGGAAGGACGUGGGGGAGCGGCAGAAGGUCCUCAGCUGGCUGCUGGCCUACAACCCGCUGUGGCUGCGCAUCGGCCUGGAGACGGUGUUCGGGGAGCUCAUCGCUCUGGAAGACAACAGCGACGUCACGGGGCUGGCCGUGUUCAUCCUGAGCCGCCUCCUGUGGAACCCCGACAUCGCCGCCGAGUACAGACACCCCUCCGUCCCCCACCUGUACCGAGACGGCCAUGAGGAAGCCCUCUCGGCCUUCACGCUCAAGAAGUUCGUGCUGCUGGUCUGCUUCCUGGACCGCGCCAAGCUCUCCCGGCUCAUCGACCACGACCCCUGUCUCUUCUGCAAAGACGCCGAGUUCAAGGCGAGCAGAGACGUCCUGCUGGCCUUCUCCCGGCGCUUCCUCAGCGGGGAGGGCGACCUGUGCCGCCACCUGAGUGGGCUGGGGCUGCCCGUCAGCCACGUGCAGACGCCCCUGGACGAGUUCGACUUCGCCGUCACCAACCUCGCCGUGGACCUGCAGUGCGGGGCGCGCCUCGUGCGCGCCGUGGAGCUGCUCACGCGGAACUGGGGGCUCUCCAGGCAGCUCCGCAUGCCCGCCAUCAGCCGCCUCCAGAAGGUGCACAACGUGGACCUCGCUCUGCAGGCGCUGCGCGCCCGGGGCGUCUCCUUACAGGACGAGCAGGGAAGCGCCAUCCUGGCCAAGGACAUCGUGGACCGGCACCGGGAGAAGACACUGGCGCUGCUCUGGAGGAUGGCGCUGGCCUUCCAGGUGGACAUCGCUCUCAAUGCGGACGAGCUAAAGGAAGAAAUCGACUAUUUGAGGAGCGCGUGGAGGGCGAGGAAAAGCUCGCCUGCGCCCUCCCGCCGCGCGGACACGGCUCUCCGUGAGCAGACGGACCAGGAGCGCCCCGAGAGCGUGCGGCUGCUGCUGGAGUGGGCGCGGGCCGUGUGCGCCUUCUACGGUGCCCAGGUGGACAACUUCACCGUGUCCUUCUCGGACGGCCGCCUGCUGUGCUACCUGAUCCACCACUACCACCCGCGCUGCGUGCCGCUGGCCGCCAUCCGCCAGCGCACCUCGCAGACCGUGGAGUGCGCGCAGUCCGGCUCCGUGGUCCUCAACUCCUCGUCCGAGUCCGAGGACAGCGGCCUGGACCUGUCCCUGCGAGCCCUGGAGCUGCGGCAGGCCGGGACAGCCCCCGAGGAGCUGCACCGGGAGCUUCUGGAGAACGAGAGGAGGAACUUCCAGCUGGUGAGCUCCGCGGCCCGGGACCUGGGCGGCAUCCCGGCCAUGGUCCAGCACGCGGACAUGUCCAACACCAUCCCGGACGAGAAGGUGGUGAUCACCUACCUGUCCUUCCUCUGCGCGCGGCUGCUGGACCUCCGCCGGGAGAGCCGGGCCGCGCGGCGCAUCCAGGCGGCGUGGCGGGAGCACCGGCUGCGGGCGGAGCGGUGCUGCCGGCAGGAGCGAGACCGAGCUGCCAGCGUCCUCCAGGCGGCCGUGCGGGGCUUCCUGGCCAGACGGCGCCGGCGGAGGGAGGCGCGGGCCGCGCUGGCCGUCCAGAGGCGCUGGCGGGCGCUGUGCCGGCGGCGGGCAGCCCUGCGGGCCGAGCGGGAGCGCCGGGAGAGAGCGCGGAACCAGGCGGCGGCCGUGAUCCAGAGACACUGGAGGAGGUUUUCCGCCCGGAGGCGGUUCCUGAGGCUGAGGCACUGCUGCGUGGUCCUGCAGGCCCGUUGGAGGAUGGUCGCCGCCGUCACCGCGCACCGCCGCCACCUGCGGGCCGCGGUCGCCAUCCAGCGGCGCUGGCGGGCGCUCCUGCAGGGCCGGGCGGAGCGCGCCCGCUUCCUGCAGGCCCGGGCCGCGGCCCUCCGGCUGCAGGCGCACUGGCGGAGGCGGCGGGAGCGAGCGCGGUUCCUGAGCCUCCGGGAGGCGGCCGUCAGGCUGCAGGCGCUCGUGAGAGGACACCAGCAGCUGCGGAGAUACGGGAGGCUGAGGAGCGCCGCCCUCGUGAUCCAGGCGCGUUUCCGAGCUCGCGUGGCGGCCCGGGGCGCGCUGGCGGCUUACCGGGAGACGCGCGCGGCCGUGCUGGUGCUGCAGGCUGCGUGGCGGGGGCUGCGGGCCCGGAGGACAUUCCAGCGUGUCCGCAUGUCCGCCGUGACCAUCCAGUCCCACUACCGCGCUCACGUGGCCAGAAGGAGCUUCCUGCGCCUGAGACACGCCGCCGUCCGGCUGCAGGCCUUCGCCCGGGGCCGCCUGGCCCGCCGGCGGCUGGGGCAGCAGAGGGCGGCCGCCGUCACGCUGCAGGCCUUGUUCCGCAUGCGGGCGGCCCGGCGGCGCUUCCUGCGAGUGCGCCGGGCGGCUCUGCUCAUCCAGCGGCUCUACCGCGCCCGCCAGGCACUGCUCAGCCGGCGGAGGCACCGCCAGGUGCUCAGGGCCGCCACCUGCCUGCAGGCCGCGUUCCGGGGCCACCGGGCGCGCCGGCUCCUCCAGCGCCAGGCUGCGGCCGCAUGCACCAUCCAGGCCGCGUUCCGGGGCCACCGGGCGCGCCGGCUCCUCCGGUGCCAGGUCGUGGCUGCGUGUACCAUCCAGGCCGCGUUCCGAGGCCACCGGGCGCGCCGGCUCCUCCAGCGCCAGGCUGCGGCCGCAUGCACCAUCCAGGCCGCGUUCCGGGGCCACCGGGCGCGCCGGCUCCUCCAGCGCCAGGUCGUGGCCGCGUGUACCAUCCAGGCCGCGUUCCGAGGCCACCGGGCGCGCCGGCUCCUCCAGCGCCAGGCUGCGGCCGCGUGCACCAUCCAGGCCGCGUUCCGGGACCACCGGGCGCGCCGGCUUCUCCAGCGCCAGGCUGCGGCCGCGUGCACCAUCCAGGCCGCGUUCCGGGGCCACCGGGCGCGCCGGCUCCUCCAGCACCAGGCUGCGGCCGCAUGCACCAUCCAGGCCGCGUUCCGGGGCCACCGGGCGCGCCGGCUUCUCCAGCGCCAGGUCGUGGCCGCGUGUACCAUCCAGGCCGCGUUCCGAGGCCACCGGGCGCGCCGGCUCCUCCAGCGCCAGGCUGCGGCCGCGUGCACCAUCCAGGCCGCGUUCCGGGACCACCGGGCGCGCCGGCUUCUCCAGCGCCAGGCUGCGGCCGCGUGCACCAUCCAGGCCGCGUUCCGGGGCCACCGGGCGCGCCGGCUCCUCCAGCGCCAGGCUGCGGCCGCAUGCACCAUCCAGGCCGCGUUCCGGGGCCACAGGGAGCGGGCGCGCCGGCUCCUCCGGCGCCAGGCUGCGGCCGCAUGCACCAUCCAGGCCGCGUUCCGGGGCCACCGGGCACGCCGGCUCCUCCGGCGCCAGGCUGCGGCCGCGCAGACCAUCCAGGCCGCGUUCCGAGGCCACCGGGCGCGCCGGCUCCUCCAGCGCCAGGCCGCGGCCGCGUGCACCAUCCAGGCCGCGUUCCGGGGCCACAGGGAGCGGGCGCGGUUCCGGGCGGUGCUCCGGGCCGCCGUCACCGUCCAGAGGUGGUACCGGGCCUGCACGGCAGCUCGGGACCGGAGAGCUCGGGCUGCGAAGGCGCGAACGGCGGCGCUCGCUCUGCAGGCGGCCUAUCGCGGCUGGAGGGUGCGGGCGCAGGUCCGCCGGGAGCGGCGGGCGGUGCUGAGGAUCCAGGCCGCGUUCUGCGCGGCCCGGGCCCGGAGGCGGUUCCAGCGGCUGCGAGCGGCCGCGCUGGUCCUGCAGCGGCGCUGGAGGGCGAGGGCCGCGGGGCGGAGGCAGCGAGCGGCGUACACCGGGCUCCGGCGGGCGGCGCUGACCCUGCAGGCCGCGCGGAGGGGGUGGGCGGCCAGGAGGCAGAUCCAGAGGCGACACGCGUGCGCCGCCGUCAUCCAGGCCCGGUUCAGGGCGCGCAGGGCCCGGAGGAGGUACGCGGCCUGCAGGGCCGCCGCCAUCGCCAUCCAGCGGUGGUACCGGCAGGUCAGCGCCGCCCGCCAGCAGCGCAGGCACUACCUCCGGCUGCAGGAGGCAGCGGUCCGCAUGCAGGCAGCCUUCCGGGGCCAGCGGGCCAGGAGGCAGCUGCAGCGCAUGCACAGGGCGGCCGCCGCCAUCCAGGCCGCGUUCCGGAUGCACCGGGCACGGGAGAGGUUCCGCCGGGCGAGAGCGGCCGCCGUGGCCAUCCAGAGGAGGUUCAGGGCCCGUCGCCAGGGCCGGGCGCAGCGCGCGCAGUUCGUGGCCGUCCUGCGGGCCGUGCGUGUGCUGCAGGCGAGCUGGCGAGGAGCGCGAGCCGGGCGGCCGCGGCGGGCGGCCGCGCUGAUCCAGCGCUGCUACCGCGGGCACCGAGCACGCACGUCCUUCCUCCGGCUCCGGCGGGCCGCAGAGACCGCGCAGCGCCGGCACCGCGCGGCCGGCACCCUCCAGGCCGCCGCCCGCGGCUGGCUGGUGCGGGAGCGGCUGCGGGAGAUGCACCGGGCGGCCGCCGUGGUCCAGGCCGCGUUCAGGGCGCACCGAGCGCAGGCCGGGUACCGGGCCCUCAAUCAGGCCUCGGUCCUGGUGCAGGGGCGGCACCGAGCCUGCCGAGCGGCGAGGCUGCGGGGAGAGGAGUAUGUCGGACAGCCGGGAGCAGCCCGACAGCGGGGUAGAGAGGAGUGUGUCGGACAGCGGGGAGCAGCCGGACAAUGGGGAGCAGCCGGACAGCGGGGAGCAGCCGGACAGUGGGGUAGAGAGGAGUGUGGCGGACAGCGGGGAGCAGCUGGACAGUGGGGAGCAGCCGGACAGCGGGGUAGAGAGGAGUAUGUCGGACAGCGGGGUGCAGCCGGACAAUGGGGAGCAGCCGGACAUUGGGGAGCAGCCGGACAGCGGGGUAGAGAGGAGUAUGUCGGACAGCGGGGAGCAGCUGGACAGUGGGGAGCAGCCCGACAGCGGGGUAGAGAGGAGUGUGUCGGACAGCGGGGUGCAGCCGGACAAUGGGGAGCAUCCGGACAGUGGGGAGCAGCCGGACAGCGGGGUAGAGAGGAGUAUGUCGGACAGCGGGGUGCAGCCGAGGUCCUGCCGGCCACACCGGAGGGAGAGGAGGCAGGACGGCGCUCGCAGGAGCAGCUCGGAGCCGCUGUGCUCACUCAGCGCGCGCACCGGAGGCACCGGCAGCGCCUCCCCCACCAGCAGCUUUGGGGGGCCCCCACGGAGACCCGGGAAAGACACAGAGCCAAUGAGAACGGGGCGCUGGAUCACCGCGCGCUCGAGAAGGCGGCGGGGGAGCGGAGUGCGGAGCCGCGCCCGGCGGCCGGCACUGUCCAGCCGUGUCCCAGAGGCGGCAGAACGGGGACGCGUUCCCUCCGCUCCAGAGCAGCCGUGGUGGUGGCUCAGAGAAGACGCCGAGGGGCCCCCGGACGGCCGUCUUCCUGCAGCCGUUUGUGGGGACCCAGGGACUUCGACCGCAGGCCCUGGGCCACCACCCUCAUCCAGGCCUGGCACCCGAUGCCCAGGGCCCGCGCCGCCUACAGAGCCAGGAGAAGGGCGGCCGCCGUUCCGCAGAGUCACUGCCGGUCCCCGAGGGGGGGCUGGGCGCUGGGAGAGGCCUCCGAGGGCGCCGGGCCCCCUGCGUCCCACGGGGACGGGGCUGGCGCUCAGCAGGGCGCCGCCCGGAGCCCAGCGGCCAGGCCGCGCUCGGGGCCCGGGUCCUCCCCGGCUGCUCCCUGUCCGGGAGAGGCUGCGGGCACCGGCCCGCCCGCUCUCCGGGCACCGGCCCCCGGCGCGCUGGGAGCCGGGGAGCGGGCCGCCCUCCGAGUGGCCGGGUGUCCGGGCAGGUCCGUCCGGCGGAGGAGGGCUGUGGUUCCCCUGCCGCUGUCCCUCCGGGCUCGGUGGGCCCGGAGGCGGGUGCUGCCGCGGAGGGGAGCGGCGGUCACCGCGCAGGAUCGCCGCCGCGCCCGUGUGUCCGCGAGGCUCCGCAGCGCCAUCGUCAUCCAGGCGUGGGCGCGGGGCUUUCUGCAGAGGCGGAGGCUCCAGGAGGCCAGAGCCAGCGCCCUGACGAUCCAGCAGGCUGCGUGGCGGAGCUACAGGGAGCGGCGGCAGGCGCGGGCCGAGGAGGCGGCCUGCAGGAUCCAGGCCUGGGUCCGGGGCUGGCAGGCGCGCAGGGAGUACCGGGCCGUGCUGAAGGCUGUGCGGGCCGUGCAAGGCCGCUUCCGGGCCCGGCGGGCCAGAGCACGGUUCCUGAGCGUGAGGGCGGCCGCAGUUACCAUCCAGAGGAGGUGGAGAGCCACACUGUCGGCCAGGAGGGCCCGUGAGCACUUCCUGGCGGCGCAGACGGCAGAACACAGAGCCAGAGUCCGGCUCCUGCGCUGGGCAGCCGCCGCCCGCUGCCACCUGGCUGCCGCCCGGAUCCAGCGGGCAUACCGGCGCCACGCGGACCGGCGCCUGCGGGCCGCCAUCUGCAUCCAGAGAUGGUUCCGGGCCAGGCUGCGGCUGCAGAGGUUCAUGCACAUCCGUCACAGCAUCGUCGCCCUCCAGCGCCAAGUUCAAGUGCAAGCUCGUGGGCGGCAGCAGGACCGGGCGGCCUCGGUGAUCCAGGCCGCCGCGCGCCGUUUCCUCCUCCGCAGGAAGCAGGAGCGGCUCCGCCGCGCGGCGGUGGCGAUCCAGGCGCUGUGGCGGGGCUACGCGCUGAGGAAGAGCAACGACUGCCCGAGAAUCACGGCCCUCCGCACCAGCCUGCGCGCGCUGAGCGGCGAGGUCCGCGAGGAGGACCGGCUGUGCCGGCGGACGGCGCUGGCCCUCCACCACCUGCUCACCUACAGGCACCUGUCGGCCGUCCUUGAGGCCCUGCGGCACCUGGAGGUGGCCACCAGGCUGUCCCCGCGCUGCUGCGAGGACAUGGCCCAGAGCGGUGCACUCCGGCAGCUCUUCCUGCUGAUCCGCAGCUGUAACCGCAGCGUGCCCUGCAUGGAGGUGGUCAGCUACGCCGUGCAGGUGCUGCUGCACGUGGCCAAGUACGAGCGGACGGCGGCCGCAGUGAGCGCCGUGGACGGCUGCGUGGACACGCUGCUGGGCCUGCUGCGCAUGUACCGGGAGAAGCCGGGCGACCGGCUCGCCGACAAGAGCGGGGGCAUCUUCACCAGGACCUGCUGCCUGCUGGCCGUCCUGCUGAGGGCGGCGGGCCCGGCCGCGGAAGCUCAGGUCAGGUCCAAGGUCGCCGGCUGUGUGAGCGGCAUCUACAGGCUCACGGCGCAGAAGCACCGAGCGGACCCGGAGCGGACGCUGCCCCGGCCCAGCCACGACUCCUCCGCCAGCCUGCCCCGCCUCUCGGAAAGCCCCGCCAGGGCCCGGCCGGUGGCCCGCCUCCAGCCGGACUGGGUCCUGAGGAGGGAGGCCGGGCAGGAAAUCACGACGCCCCUGCAGGCCGCGCAGCUGGUGAUGGACACGCUGGGCCUUCCUUACCCCUGACGGACGGACGGACGGACGGCCAGCGGGCAGGACAGGACGCCGUGGGGCUAAUCAUGGCUGCGAAAGUGCUUUGGACUUUUCCUAGAAACUCCUACGAUCAGAUAUUUGUAUUAAAAUGUAAGAAAUACUUAUACCAAUAAAGUUUGUACACUUGUCAUUGUUUCUUUU
This is a messenger RNA of Pipistrellus kuhlii (Kuhl's pipistrelle), 10068 nucleotides long. It is a transcript of the gene ASPM, whose product is annotated as assembly factor for spindle microtubules. Lineage: Eukaryota; Metazoa; Chordata; Mammalia; Chiroptera; Vespertilionidae. The coding region runs from base 127 to 9900 and encodes 3257 amino acids. The transcript has 27 exons. Gene Ontology annotation, cellular component: spindle pole. The record is from RefSeq and is a predicted model, not a curated record. Gene Ontology annotation, molecular function: protein binding. Gene Ontology annotation, biological process: mitotic cell cycle; spindle organization; establishment of meiotic spindle localization.